UUGACUAUUUCUGAAAUGUGUAAGGCACGUGUCAUUCCACAGCACCAAAGCACGACCAGUUGCAACAAUUUCUGGGUAUUUCUUAGUCUGAAACUUUCUCCCACAUUGCCAAACACUUCCUUUAUCUCAGUUGAAGAGGAUAACCUCCUCCUCUGUCUCCUUGUCAGAACUCUCACCCCGCACCUCUUAUGCUGCUGCAUCUGUCGCUCCUUGAAUUGUCCCGUUGUCAGCUCCGUAGCUUCAAAUUAAUUUUCACGCCCUUGGCUGGCAUUAUCAACUUGGAUUCCUUCUGCUUGAAAAUCAUACAUAUUCAAAUCCACUAUCUGUAAUGAUGUACCCCUUUAAAAGCGGAGAGGGGGGCGUUGUGUGGUGGAGCAGCAACUAAUUGUUCAAGCAUACCGUGUGUGCUGCCUGAAAGGUUGAAUAAGAAGCGACUAAAACUCAGUGGUGACUCCUUUUCUUCAUCGCCCUUGACUGUGGGUAUUCCAAUAUGGUUGACGUAGAACAGUCAUACUGUAACUCUUUGCCAAGUUGCUCACUCGUACACACUGUUCGUGGUUUUGUAUUAAUUCACAUCCAUUAAAUGUCAUCCUCUUUUCCUCACCGCUUUCCGUAGUAGUUGCUCUCUUGGGCCGAAUGGGGAAAAUUCACUUGUACUAAAGACAAAAUAACAAAAUACUAUCAGAGCUGCACAAAUGGAAAACCGAGUGAAGCUCGAAAAGCUAAGCGGAACCUGUGCGUUUCAGCAUCUUAACGAUCGCGGCGACGUCUACCAGCAGUCGUUCGAACGUCAAAUCCUUCCUCACGAGACAAAGCAGAAAAUUAUCCCGGCAACUCGUCGUAUUUCCAAAAACUCGCAUGUAAAGUUAGUCGGGUGUCAAGAGUCGUGCAUUUGGGUCCAACCCGAUGUUCUGGUCGUGACAGAACGAUCUAGCCAUAACAUGGACCCAGCCGACUCAGGUGCGAUCUACAAGUCCUUGCAGAUCCAGGGCAGACGUAUCGCCAAGCAGGAAGCCGCUCUUCAGGUAACUAAUCACCGGUUACAGAAGAUGUCUGCUCUGCUGGACUCGUGGUUCACGUCCAUGUCCAGUCCUGCCGACGCCAGUCCGCUGACAGCCACCGCCGCCCCAAGCCCAAGUCCAUCCGCGCCCGCUCCUCUGCCGGUCCAGGAUGCCCAGCGAACUGUGUGCACGCCACUCUCCCGACCCGAGAGGUUCUCCGGAGACACAGAUAGCCUUCGUGAUAUCCCACCUGACGGGGAGAGCAGAGGCUUGGGCCACAGCCGAAUGGAGGCGCGGUUCCAGUACCUGCUGCACCUGGACCUCCUUUGUGUGUGCAAUGACGCAGAUUCCAAUAUCAGCCACGUCCAGUCUGUGCUACGGCAUGAUCUGUACGUGAAGGCAGAGAAGUGCGAAUUCCACCGAACCUCCAUCUCGUUCCUGAGUUUUGUCCUAGCAGAGGGGGGAAAUCCACACGGAUCCCGGCAAGGCCAAGGGCGUCUUUCAGUGGCCCACUCCCACGAAUCGCAAAGAGAUUCUGGGAUAGCGGCGGUCCUCUCUCAGAAGAGUUCCAGGAAUGGGAGACUACACCCUUGCGCUUCCCUCUCCAAGAGCCUGAUGCCGGCGAAACGAAACUAUGGUAUCGGAGACCGGGAGUUCCUCGCCGUCAAGACGGCCAUGGCAGAGUGGAGACACUGGCCGGGGUCCAUAAACUGGAAACUCAGUGCGCUGUCGCGCAUUUACGAGGGGGAGUGGCGUGAACCCGAUCACACCCUGAUUCUUCCCGACACCUGCUUUGUGUCAACCUCCACUUGGGAGAUCGAGGUUCAAGUGAAAGAAGCACUUAAAGACUCAUCCAGUGCGGCACGGUGCCCCGCCAACAGACUGUAUGUCGUGCCUCCUCUGAGGGGGAAGGUGAUUGACUAG
This is a messenger RNA of Syngnathoides biaculeatus (alligator pipefish), 1925 nucleotides long. RefSeq lists its product as uncharacterized. Bases 696 to 1925 code for a protein of 409 amino acids. NCBI's taxonomy places the organism in Eukaryota, Metazoa, Chordata, Actinopteri, Syngnathiformes, Syngnathidae. The record is from RefSeq and is a predicted model, not a curated record. The transcript has 6 exons.